AUGGAAAACCCAGAAGCAAAUCAACUUCCUGAAGUGGAUUCAUUGCCAGAUGGCUUUGUUGAGAGUCCUUCAGAACCCUUGGCUCCAAAAACUCCAAUUUUGGAACAAGAAAAGCCUUUGCAGCUUGAUAAUAAAAAAGAUGAUUUGGUGUCCACUGAUUAUGGAGCAAGCAAGGACCAAAAGCAAAGAACUUUUCCUGUGCCAUUGUCUGAAGGGGAUGGUUUUGAUGGUUCUUUGGACUCUGUAGAAGGUAAAUUAAUUGGUCAUGAGUCAAGUGAUUCUGUUCCUGAGGCUGUUGAAGUUGGGGUACCAGAAUGCAGUGAGGUGAAAGGAGAAGCCAAAGGGGAGAGUCAAACUGCAGAAAUAUCAGUUGAAGGAGGAUGAGAAACUAAUUCUACUAAUUUGAAGGAAACAUCCGCAUCAGAUAGUGUGGAUUCACCGAAAAACAAAAAAUUAGAAACCACUGAAACCAAACGCAAGAAUGCAAAACGUACAUUCAAAUCUGAAAAGGAAUUUCUUGAGUUCUCUUUGAAAUAUCAACAAGUUCUUGCAGAGAGAGAUGCAGCUAUUGCUGUUCGAGAUAAACUUGAAUCACUUUGUCGGGAGUUACAACGUCAAAACAAAAUGUUAAUGGAUGAAUGCAAACGGGUAUCAACAGAAGGGCAAAACUUAAGAUUAGAUUUAUCAACCAGGUUCCAAGAUGCAAUCAAGGAUGUGAGCAAUAAGCUGGAAGAGCAGAAGGAUGAAUGUCUAUCUCAACUGAAGGAGAAUGAGAUGUUAAGAAAUAAUUUGAAGCAGCUUGCUGAUCAGUAUGCCCUCUCCGAACAACAAUAUGCACAGAAGCUAAAGCAAAAAACACUAGAACUACAGCUUGCUGAUCUGAAAAUUAAGCAACACGAAGAGAAAUUGAUCCAGGAACAAGUGCAGAUGAAAGUAUAUGCAGAGCAAGUGUCACAGUUAUUGGUGACUGAAAAGAAUUUACGCUUGCAGUUGACAGCUGACGGAGAAAAAUUUCAACAGUUUCAGGAUGCAUUGUUAAAGAGCAAUGAGGUCUUUGAAACGUUUAAGCAAGAGAUUGAGGAGAUGGCAAAAUCAAUCAAGGAACUCAAGAAGGAAAAUGUAUUCUUGAAGAGCAAAUGUGACAAAUCAGAUGUUACUCUCAUAGAACUUGUGGAGGAGCGUGAGCGAUUGAAGAAACAAUUAGAGAAGACAAAGAAUCAAAAAGAAAUGCUUGAAUCAUUGUGCCGAUCACUCCAAUCAGAGGAGAAGCAAAGCUCCAAUGGAGGCAACAGCUCCCACUCGGUCGCAGUUUAAAUGUAGACAUAUUUAAUCAAAUAUGAAUGCAUUUUGUGAUUAUUAUCUAAAUUUACGCUGCCUUAUUGUCUCUUCUUGUCGAGAGAAGUCCCAGCAGAUGGCAGAGCCGCAGAGCACAUUUUGGUAUUUGAGUCUUAACAACAUGCGUCCUCCCAGCAAUUAUUAUUGUAUUAAAGAUUACUCCGUUAGCCGGUGGAUUUCCGUGUCGGGAUAUAUGAUCACUUGAUGGAAGGAGCUGCCUUUUUCAAUUAAAGCUGGGCUUUUCUGUAUUGGGCCAAUCCCAUGAGAAAGCAAGACUGUCCAAUUUUGCAUUCAUAAAAAGUAAAUGUGUAUUGCUGAAGAUUCUUUGAAAACAGAAGGAAUGAUACCUUUGUUCUA
Durio zibethinus is the source of this 1692-nucleotide messenger RNA. The record is from RefSeq and is a predicted model, not a curated record. Lineage: Eukaryota; Viridiplantae; Streptophyta; Magnoliopsida; Malvales; Malvaceae.